AUGACAUCUGUGCGAGAGCUCCUCCCACAAGCCCUCCCGAUUCCCUCUAGGUCUGUCAUAAAUUUGAUCUCUUCUCAACGUCAAAAGGUUGCUGUGAGGUCAGAAACAGGAUUUUUCACGAUCAUAAAAAUAAAAUAUAGUCGGCUAAAAUAUCAGUUCUUAAAUUUUUCCAGUCGGCCACCCAGCUUCUGUGCCCGCCCCCUCCCCUGUGCUCCUUCCCGCGGUGCCCCAUGCACCCCGUCCUCUGCCCCCACCGGCCCGGGCGGGGUUUCUUCUGUGUCUACAGAAGAGGACAAGGCCAGAGACGAGAGUGGGCUGCAAACCUGGCUGGGCCGAGACCGCCGCGGGGCGGGAAGGAGGACCGCCUGGGCGUGGCCGGGGUGGGCGUGGUCAAACGAACAGCGGGGCCUGGGGGGCGGAGCCUCGCUGGAGGUUCGCGCUGUAUCUGGACGCUUUUGUCCCGCGCAGCCGCUCAGCCUGGCGCGGCGCCGCUCCCAGGAACCACUGCGCGGCCGCGGCGUUUCCGGGGUGGCAGGUGGACCCCACCGUGCGGGGCGGAAGUGGGCGGCCGCGGUCGGAGCGGACCCGCGCUGCCGGCAGGCCCUGGUCGAACUGGAGGGCGCCGGGGAAAGGAGCUCAGGCGGCCCCCGCGGCCCGGGAGAGCGGACUGCCGGCGGGCCUGCGGCGGCCGCGGCGGCGCCGGCGGAGCGCGGCGGGGAUGGGGCGCCGAGCCGGGCCGGGGCCUCGGCCUUGUUCGCCGGGCUGCAGGAUCUGGGCGUGGCCAACGGCGAGGACCUGAAGGAGACGCUCACCAACUGCACGGAGCCGCUCAAGGCCAUCGAGCAGUUCCAGACAGAGAAUGGCGUGCUGCUGCCUUCCCUGCAGUCGGCUUUGCCCUUCCUGGACCUGCACGGGACGCCCCGGCUGGAGUUCCACCAGUCCGUGUUUGACGAGCUGCGAGACAAGCUGCUGGAGCGCGUGUCGGCCAUUGCGUUGGAGGGGAAGGCCGAGGAAAGGUACAAGAAGCUGGAAGACCUUCUAGAGAAGAGUUUUUCUCUGGUGAAGAUGCCGUCCCUGCAGCCGGUGGUCAUGUGCGUCAUGAAGCACUUGCCCAAGGUUCCCGAGAAGAAGCUGAAGCUGGUCAUGGCCGACAAGGAGCUCUACCGGGCCUGCGCUGUGGAGGUGAAGCGGCAGAUCUGGCAGGACAACCAGGCACUGUUUGGCGACGAGGUGUCCCCGCUGCUGAAGCAGUACAUCCUAGAGAAGGAGAGCGCGCUCUUCAGCACAGAGCUCUCCGUGCUGCACAACUUCUUCAGUCCGUCCCCCAAAGCCAGGCGCCAGGGCGAGGUGGUGCAGAAGCUGACGCAGAUGGUGGGGAAGAACGUGAAGCUAUAUGACAUGGUGCUGCAGUUCCUGCGGACCCUCUUCCUGCGGACACGGAACGUGCACUACUGCACUCUGCGGGCGGAGCUGCUCAUGUCCUUGCAUGACCUGGAUGUUGGCGACAUCUGUUCUGUGGACCCCUGCCACAAGUUCACCUGGUGCCUGGACGCCUGCAUCCGUGAGCGGUUCGUGGACAGCAAGAGGGCCCGGGAGCUGCAGGGCUUUCUGGACGGAGUGAAGAAGGGUCAAGAGCAAGUCCUAGGGGACCUGUCCAUGAUCCUGUGUGACCCCUUUGCCAUCAAUACCCUGUCACUGAGCACUGUCAGGCACCUGCAGGAGCUGGUCGGCCAGGAGACGCUGCCCAGGGACAGCCCUGACCUCCUCCUGUUGCUCAGGCUGCUGGCGCUGGGCCAGGGGGCCUGGGACAUGAUCGACAGCCAGGUCUUCAAGGAGCCCAAGAUGGAGGUGGAGCUCAUCACCAGGUUCCUGCCAACGCUCAUGUCGCUGGUGGUCGACGACCACUCCUUCAACGUGGACCAGAAGCUGCCUGCCGAGGACAGGGCUCCGGUCACAUACCCAAACACGCUGCCAGAGACUUUCACCAAGUUCCUGCAGGAGCAGCGCAUGGCCUGUGAGGUGGGGCUGUACUACGUGCUACACGUCGCCAAGCAAAGGAACAAGAACGCGCUGCUGCGCCUGCUGCCUGGGCUCGUGGAGACCUUCAGCGACCUGGCCUUUGGCGACAUCUUCCUCCACCUGCUCACGGGGAACCUGGCGCUGCUGGCCGAUGAGUUUGCCCUGGAUGACUUCUGCAGCAGCCUCUUCGAGGGCUUCCUCCUCACCGCCUCCCCGAGGAAGGAGAACGUGCAGCGGCACACGCUGCGGCUGCUGCUCCACCUGCACCACCGUGUGGCCCCGUCCCGGCUGCAGGCCCUGCAGAAGGCGCUGGAACCCACUGGCCAGAGCGGAGAGGCGGUGAAGGAGCUUUACUCCCAGCUUGGUGAGAAACUGGAGCAGCUGGACCAUCGGAAGCCCAGCCCAGCCCAGGCUGCAGAGACCCCGGCCCUCGAGCUGCCACUGCCCACUGUGCCCGCCCCGACUGGGCUCUGAUGACACCCCAGGAGCUACUCGGGAGCCGGCUGGGUCCCUGAUCAGCCAGCAGAGGCUCUCUGCACCGGACUUGACAGCGGCCCCACGUCUCCUGGGGACAGAUUGGCUGCUUCUGGAGACAGGUGGUGGGCUGAGCGCUGAAGGCGGGGUGCUCUUCCUCAGUGCCUCAAUCCACCAUGAUCAUCCAUGUGAACAAGACCUUGUCUCUGCUCUCCACGGGCCCCUGGCCAGGUCUGUGGAGUGCAGCCCCUCCCCGAGGCCCACCGUGUCUGCCUGGUCCUCCCUCCCAAGCUGUGGAGAGCUUGUCGUCUCCCUGCCUGGCAGGAUGGGUUUCCACUACUGUGGGGGAGACAGCCGGGCAGUAGUCGGGCUGAGGAAAAGCCACCUGUUUUCUAAGAGGAGAAGGCAGGGCGCUCAGGUCUGUGGGGAAGUGGGCGGACUGGCCGAAUUGGCAGAUGUGGUCGGGUCAGCCUGGCUCCCACCGAGGACCUGAGUGUUGGACGGUAGGUGAUCUGCUGCACCAGGACUAGCAGGCAGCUCCUCCCCUGGCCAGCAGCACCCACCCACUGCCUCAGUUUACCCUUGGGGUGCUGUGCCCCUGGCUCAGCUGCACUGCCUUGGCCAGGUGAGGGACAACUGUUGGAUAGGGUGAGGCUCACACAUGUAAAUAAAAGACGUUUUGGUAAAUCCA
Molecule: messenger RNA, 3184 nt
Organism: Hipposideros armiger (great roundleaf bat)
Lineage: Eukaryota; Metazoa; Chordata; Mammalia; Chiroptera; Hipposideridae
Gene: NELFB
Product: negative elongation factor complex member B
Exons: 14
Coding region: 1-2493 (830 amino acids)
Biological process (GO): negative regulation of transcription elongation by RNA polymerase II
Cellular component (GO): nucleus; NELF complex
Source: RefSeq, a predicted model, not a curated record